CCGUUCGAAGCGUUUGAGCGGGGUGGAGCUCGGGGUCAAAGGACCGAUCACGGUGAUACAACUACGCUUUUGAUGGUUGAUGGGUCAAGUCAUUGGAUGAAAGCGUUCGACCUCCUUGACUCCGGCCUUCCCCGCUAUCCCUCGUUGCCCCGAGCUGGUCGGACGCGGGGUUGUACAAGGGCGUGAGGAGAAGACUGCUUUCCAUCUAGUGGAGCUUGAAAGGUUAGUGAGGGAUAUAUAAACAUAUCCCGACGUUGGUUGUUCGUAUCGGUGUCUGUUUGACAACUCGACUUUUUUUCAUUUCGUAAUCUACAAUUAUCGAAGGAUCACUUGAUUCGAUCAACAUCUAUUCUGGAAGUAGUAAAUAUGGCUUGUGGUAAUUGCAAACUAUGUCAAGGUCCUCUGGCUUCCACCACGGCUGUUCCUAAAUCUCCUGCGAUGCAAAAUUCCGCUUCAAGACAGGGUGCCCCUUUACCACAGCAUGUUGAGUGUCAUCCUAAUUGCAUUCUCUUCGCCUGUCCUGGCUGCGUCGCUAGAGAUCGUCCCACCUACUGCAUCCUCAACCUAUCCAAUCAUGUGUACGACUAUCAUUGUGCGAUGUGUAUGGCCGAGAUCCCUAUCGUUCCUGUCGUAACGCACAUCAUCGGAGCAGGUGUGGCCGUCCAUGCACCUGCAAUCUUCUAAGGAUCGUUCACCUCCUCACAUAUCACCCUCCUAUCUGUUUCCGUUCCACAUGCAGCACAGCGCUGGUGCUGGUCUUUCUCCGUCAAGUAUUCAUCAUCAACUAUCAAAUGAAAUGAACGAGGGUCUACCGAUGGGUUUAUGGGACAGGGACGAAGAUGAAAAAUUUGGGUACGAAGUCCGGAAUCAUGUAGCAAUCGUUGUACUAAAGUAGUGAAUGUGUAUAGGUAAAAUCAUGUGAUGCAUCUUUUCUCUC
Molecule: messenger RNA, 937 nt
Organism: Tremella mesenterica DSM 1558
Lineage: Eukaryota; Fungi; Basidiomycota; Tremellomycetes; Tremellales; Tremellaceae
Exons: 3
Coding region: 367-684 (105 amino acids)
Source: RefSeq, a predicted model, not a curated record